Molecule: messenger RNA, 1409 nt
Organism: Guyanagaster necrorhizus
Lineage: Eukaryota; Fungi; Basidiomycota; Agaricomycetes; Agaricales; Physalacriaceae
Exons: 4
Coding region: 276-1268 (330 amino acids)
Source: RefSeq, a predicted model, not a curated record
CGGGGUUAAUUUACGUCUUCCUUUCGAACAGCUUCACAUGAUAACCGGGCACAGGCCUUGUUCCAGGUCUAUGGUUUACGGAGAUAAAGGUUAUCUUUAUUCGCCUGUGCACGGACCUGGAAAAAUUCGCCGAUUCCGACAUAAUUGACAGAUAACCACGCAUAAGAUGAGGUCAAAUUGGGGGGGAAAUAUGAACCUUAAAAUUCGUCUCUCACCCCAUCAUCCUCCUUAGCCACACCCCCUUCCUUCCUUUAUACUUCCUCGUCCUCAGUCCAAUGAAGAGCAAACAAUCAUCCAACCCUCGGCCCUUUGGGUGCGACACUUGCGAAAAAAGCUUUGGACGUGACGCUGAACUCCAGCGCCACAAAAAGCUCCAUUUCGUUGGAGAGGCUCGGAAGGAAGUCAUAAUUCAGUGUCCUUCCUAUCCUACUUGCACGGUCGAAGACGUCCAAAAGGCGAACAUAGUGUCGCACAUAAAGAGAAAGCAUCCAGAACUUCUUGAUCUUAUAUGCACCCUCUGCAAGAAAUCCCUGUAUUUAGCGAAGGACAUCGCGGCUCUUGCGCAGCAUCAAAAGGACGUCCAUAGCGUCUUUCAGGCGCCUCUCGAAGGACUAGAAUCUUCACCUCCCCUUGCUCCGCCCUCCGCAGUCGACAGCUCACCUGCCCCAUCGACCUCUUUCCCAUUAUCGCUCGUCCGAGAGCAUGAUGUAUCCCGCUCUCCUUCGCCGCAGGAUAAUCCAGUUUCCGCCUCCUCGCCGACCGUGACAUCCCUUCCCGAAGAACUUGGGCGUCUUCUUCUUCACAACGGCCCAGAGGAAUACCAACUCGCGGCGAUCAGGCCUAGCGGCCCGUUUGCCUGGCACCCAGAUAAUAUGUCUAAUGUGCCUACAAUUGCGACUGUCUACGACGUCCUUUCGGAUGACUAUCGCAAUAAGAGACCAGAUCUAUUUGCACCGCCACCCUCGCUUUAUGGCGGAAGCCUGAGCGCGACUGUCGUCAGUCCAGUACCUGUCGUAGCAGUGAACUUCCAGUCGCUAGCUCAGAGCCCUCCUACUCCCCCUCCUACUCUUCCUACCCCCCCUCCAAGUCCCUUGCCCGCCGCCAGGUCUUCCUCCCAGCGCAACCGGUCUCCGACCUCCUUGCGGUGGGUCGUUACGUCUCAGCCUUCGCCUCCGACAGUCACGAACGACUCGCGAUUUUGCGUCCGGUGGCUGGGAGACAACGUUGUCUCUCUUCGUUACGAUUCGGAGAUCUUGCCCACGCCCUAAAUCGAUGUCGACGAGUCAGGAUCCCAGAAUACAACAACUCGCUAAACAGAUCGGUUUUUUUCCUUUACAGGCUUACAUACACGACGUUGCCUUAUCUCAAUUGCUGUCUGUUACGUUCAGUUUUCAUUAGCUUUUCUUAUG